This is a messenger RNA of Solanum lycopersicum (tomato), 844 nucleotides long. Its product is annotated as EG45-like domain containing protein. The record is from RefSeq and is a predicted model, not a curated record. Lineage: Eukaryota; Viridiplantae; Streptophyta; Magnoliopsida; Solanales; Solanaceae.
UCUUUAUUGCCCUAUCUAAUCUUAAUUCUUCAAUUUUUUUAUUUCCUUUUAAGUCCUUUAAUACCCACUCUAUAAUCACCUAUCUAAUCUUAAUUCUUCAAUUAUUUUGCAGAAAUUAUUCAUCUAGAUCUCUACAUUAAAAGUUUAUCAAGAGUUGUGUUACAUGGCACAUAAAUGUUCUCUUUUCAAAUAUAAUAAUAUUGAAAGGAUGUCAAAGGCUUCAUCAAUAUGGCUGCCUAUAUUCUUUUUAUUUGCUCAACUAUUUCAUGCUUCACAAGCUGAUAUUGGAACUGCCAGCCAGUAUAAGCCACCAUAUACACCAACGGAGUGUUUUGGGAAUGAUCCAACACAGUUCCCAUCAAGCAACUUCUUUGCAGCAGCAGGGGAAGGAAUAUGGGACAAUGGAGCAGCAUGUGGAAGACAAUAUUUGAUCAGUUGUAUUAACUCAGUGUUGCCAAAAGCAUGUAAAGCUGGACAAACAAUUCAGAUAAAGAUAGUUGAUAGAGCAAAAACAUCACAAUCAAGGCCAACUAAAGAAGGAACCACCAUGGUUCUUUCUAAUGCUGCUUUAGCUGCAAUUGCUCUUCCAAAUACACCUUCACUCAAUAUUGAUUACAGACAGGUGUAGAAAUAUUAAUACAGGACGUGGGAGUCACAUUCUAUAUAUUCUAGAAAAUCUGACUAAUUUAUAUCUAUAAUAUACUAGAAUGUAUCUUUGAUUAAUCCGUCAAUUAUUAAUAUUAUUCAUUGACUAAUUAUAUGUUGAAUCGACAAAAUUUGUCAUAUGUAAACGAACAAAAUAUUGAUUAAUUAGCAGCCAUUUUUGAAAAUUGAGACACCUUCA